GAUUCAUCGAUAGCGUGCAAGACUGUUAGAAGAUGAACUUCGACGACGUUUUACCCAUUUUGGGAGGCUUCGGACGAUACCAGAUUAUUUUAUACUGCGCUUUAUUAAUACCUACAAAUUUUCCUUUCGCAUUUAUCAUUCUCAGCUAUGUUUUUGUAUUCGCCACUCCCGAACAUUGGUGCAAAAUACCAGAACUGGAAAAUUAUGGAAUUGCUUUGGAUGAGGUCAAGAAUCUGAGUAUCCCUUGGGAGGAGAGAGAAGGAGAAUGGCAACCGAGUCAGUGUAAAAUGUACGACGUUAACUACACCAACGUGGCUUUGGAUUACCUGAUUAACAACGUGUCGUCUUCCAAUAAAAGUUGGCCCGUUACUGAUUGCAAAUUCGGAUGGAAUUACGACAGAUCGAUUUAUUAUAAUACGCUAAUAACUAAGUGGAACAUCGUUUGUGGUCAAAAAUGGAAAACAGCCCUUGCUAAUUCUAUGCUAUCUAUUGGAUGUGUCAUUAGUGAAUUUUGGAUCGGGUUUAUCAGCGAUAAGUGGGGUAGGAAACCAUGUCUAUUCAUCAUGCUCGUCUCCACUAUUUUGAUCGGGUUGGUGUCUUGUUAUCCGCCAAACUAUACGGCGUACAUUAUAUAUAGAGGAAUCUUAGGUUUUACUUGUUCUUCGUGUUAUCUUACUCCGUUUAUUUUGUUUACAGAAUUAACGACACCCAAUAAACGAUGUAUUACAGGAAUGAUCUGUGGAAUUGUUUAUGCUGGGGCUCUAAUUAUAUACACUGCAAUAGCAUAUUUAUUAAGAGAUUGGUUUUAUAUAACACUUAUGUAUAGUAUUCCAUUUAUACCACUUUUGGCGUAUUGGUGGUUUGUUCCGGAAUCACCGAGAUGGCUCAUAAGCCAAAAUCGCAUCGACGAAGCCGAAAAAAUCGUUCAGAAAAUCGCUAAAGUUAAUAAGAAAACCAUCGAGAAGGAUUUUCUAAAGAAAUUCCUCCAACAAAAAAAGAAAGAAGGCUACGAAAGCCAAACGUCCAGUUCAUCGUCGUAUUUAGAACUGUUAAAAUAUCCAAAUAUGAGAUGUCGACAAUUUAUUCUGUGCUUCGAUUGGGCAAUAAUAACUUUGGUGUAUGCUGUCUUGGUAUACAACGCGAUGAACAUGAAAAUCAACGAUUAUCUUGCAAAUGCCAUUAACUCCUUUUCGGAAAUACCAGGAAUUCUAAUCGUCAUGGUAGCCAUGGAUAAGAUUGGUAGAAGAUUAAGUCUCUUCUUGUCCAUGGGAAUUGCCGGAUUGGGGUGUUUGGCUGUAAUGUUCUUCCCACCAGAUUACGUUUGGACCGGUGUUAUUCUAGCUAUUAUUAGCAAAGCUGCUAUAUCGGGUGCAUUUAGUUUGGUUUUCGUUUACGGUUGUGAAUUAUUUCCCACAUCUUUACGAAAUUCAGCAUUGGCUCUACUUCAGUCAGUGGGUAUACUUGCCACAGUUUUUGCUCCAUAUAUAUUACUUCUGUCCACAUACCGAACGACUUUGCCACUUACUUUAAUUGGAAUUUUCAGUAUACUGGGAGCAUUAAUUUGUUUAAUUUUGCCCGAAACGUUAAAUGUGCAUCUUCCACAGACCAUCGAAGAUGGAGAAAAUAUGGGUAUAAAUAAUUGUUUUAUCUUCUGGAAAACAAGAACUAAAGCGUAUAAUUUAGACGAAACAAAGAAAUAACGAUUGAAAUCAAGAAGAAUUAAUUACGAAAAAAAUCAUUAUAAAUAAGAAUGAUUUUAUCUUCUUGUAAAAAGUAUGGAGCACUUUUAGAAAGUCAUAAAAGUGAUUAAGAAUAGCAAAUUAAAAUAAGAAAAUGAACAA
Molecule: messenger RNA, 1841 nt
Organism: Centruroides sculpturatus (bark scorpion)
Lineage: Eukaryota; Metazoa; Arthropoda; Arachnida; Scorpiones; Buthidae
Product: organic cation transporter protein-like
Exons: 9
Coding region: 33-1700 (555 amino acids)
Biological process (GO): transmembrane transport
Cellular component (GO): membrane
Molecular function (GO): transmembrane transporter activity
Source: RefSeq, a predicted model, not a curated record